Myiozetetes cayanensis is the source of this 1693-nucleotide messenger RNA. It is a transcript of the gene CLN5, whose product is annotated as CLN5 intracellular trafficking protein. The transcript is spliced from 4 exons. Gene Ontology annotation, biological process: lysosome organization. The record is from RefSeq and is a predicted model, not a curated record. Gene Ontology annotation, cellular component: lysosomal membrane; lysosome. The coding region runs from base 27 to 1061 and encodes 344 amino acids. Gene Ontology annotation, molecular function: hydrolase activity, acting on glycosyl bonds. NCBI's taxonomy places the organism in Eukaryota, Metazoa, Chordata, Aves, Passeriformes, Tyrannidae.
CCCGCAGCUCCGGGCCCGGCUCCGCCAUGGGCGCCGCGCGCCGCUCCCGGCUCCUGCCGCUCCUGCUGCCUCUCCUGCUGCCGCUCCUGGCGGCCUGGGGGCCCCGUGUCUCGGCGGGGCUCCGCGCCCCGCGGCGGCGCUGGCCGGUGCCCUACAGGCGCUUUGAUUACCGUCCAAAAACUGAUCCUUACUGCCAAGCUCGGUACACCUUCUGUCCCACUGGCUCUGCCAUUCCAGUUAUGAAAGAAGAGGAUGUCAUUGAAGUGUAUCGAUUACAGGCUCCAGUAUGGGAAUUCAAGUAUGGAGACCUACUAGGACACUUGAAAAUUAUGCAUGAUGCUGUGGGUUUCAGGAGCUCUCUAACGGGCAAAAACUACACAAUGGAGUGGUAUGAGCUCUUCCAACUUGGGAACUGCACAUUUCCACAUCUGCGGCCUGGCAUAGAUGCACCGUUCUGGUGUAACCAGGGAGCUGCCUGCUUUUAUGAAGGAAUAGACGAUGCGCACUGGAAGGAAAAUGGAACUUUAGUUCUCGUGACCACAAUAUCAGGAACCAUGUUUAAUAAAAUGGCAGAAUGGGUAAAAUAUGACAAUGAGACUGGCAUUUACUACGAGACCUGGACAGUUCGAGCAAGUCCUGACAAACAAUCAACAGUAUGGUUUGACUCUUAUGAGUGCUCCAAGUUUAUACUGAGAACCUACCAGAAGCUGGCUGACUUAGGAGCUGUAUUUAAGAAGAUACAAACAAACUAUACAAGCAUAAUUUUGUUCAGUGGAGAACCUGUUUAUUUGGGAAAUGAAACAUCUAUUUUUGGACCACUGGGAAACAAGACAUUGGCAGCAGCUAUAAGAGACUUUUACAAUCCAUUUAAACCUCAUCAGACAGUCAGAGAGUUUUUUGUGGAUCUUUUAAGAAUAAUUGAUCGUGUCAUCUUGAAUCAUCAGUUUUACCUCUUCUACAACUUAGAAUACUGGUUUUUACCUAUGAAGUUUCCUUAUCUCAAAAUAAUUUAUGAAGAGGUCCCUUUACCUGUUGGAAGCAAAGAGUCCUUUGGUGUAUAGCUGUUUGCUGAAGAACCAAACUUGCCCUUAUGUCAGAUUUGGAGCAUUACCAUGAUGGUGUUAAAGGGUCAUAUAUUUCACUGCUAACUGUAAAAGUCGUGUUGGGAAGGCUUUGCUAGACCACAUGAAAGACUAUGCUUUUUUUUUGUUAUUACCUGUAUAACACAUGAAUGCUUCAGCAUCUAUGACUUGGUCAGCUUCUGUGUAACCAUGGCCACCUGCUGAGGCUCCUCUGGCUGAGCUCGGCAGUGCCAGAGGGGGAGUGGGGAGGCAGCAGCCUGCUCUGGUCUCAGGUGCUCUCCACAUGCACGGCCGUGCCGUAGCAGGUAGCACCUGACCACCUACAGAGGUGGGACACAGCAUUACAAGGACUAAACUGGCUCAUCUGUGUCUUGGAACUAAAAAAACCUGAGUGUCUUCAUGUGUCCAGUUCCUUCAACAUGUGCCUUAGAUUGGUGGUUCUGUAGUUCUUUGGUUUGUAAACUGGGACCUAUGAACUGUUCUCCAGUGUUCAUCAGGGGAGGGGGGGGAGAGGGGCAGUGAAUCUACUAGAAGAUGGCAUGGGUGGUAUCUUUUAACCACUUUGCUUCCUUCACCUAUACUGUAAACACAAUACAGAUGGCUCUUCCUCA